This is a messenger RNA of Monodelphis domestica (gray short-tailed opossum), 1298 nucleotides long. RefSeq names its product armadillo repeat containing 12 (gene ARMC12). The record is from RefSeq and is a predicted model, not a curated record. NCBI's taxonomy places the organism in Eukaryota, Metazoa, Chordata, Mammalia, Didelphimorphia, Didelphidae. Gene Ontology annotation, cellular component: nucleus.
AGGGUUCCAAUUCCGGAAUCCUUUGCCUGGGGUGCCCGUGGUCCAAGCUCCCCACCUGAGGGGGAGCUAGCAAGCAUGGAUUUCAUGGACUUGAGUCUCCGGAAGGGCGUGGUGGGCCUGGCCACAGGUAUGGGUGCCAUCUACCUGCUCUACAAGGCCAUCAAGGCUGGCGUUAACUGCCACUCAACUAUCUCAUCAUCCUCACCCGUCUGCAUUGCUCGCCUGGCCAUUGAGCGUGAGCGGCAUGGAAAGGACUCAGGAGAGCUUCGAAGGCUCCUCAACUCACUGGAAUGCAAACAGGAUGAGUACUCCAAGAGCAUGAUUCUGCACAGCAUCACCCGGUGUGUCUACUUGUUGGAAAGCGAAGCCUGUACUUGCACCUUUGAGGACAUCUGUUUGGUGGCCUCCCAGCUUGAUGACAAGGACAACAAUGUCAAAAUCCAAGCUCUCAAUGCCCUGAAGGCUUUCUCUGGUAUAAGGAAGUUCAGGCUCAAGAUCCAGGAGCAUUCCAUCAAAGUCUUGGAGCUGAUCUCCACCGUAUGGGAUUCUGAGCUGCACAUUGCAGGCUUGAGACUGCUAAAUGGACUGCCUCUGCCAGACUUUGCUCACCCACAACUUCGUCGGGUGAUGCCAGCCCUCAUGGAGAUCUUGCAAACGGACAGCAUUCUGGCCCAGGUCCAAGCAGUUCGCCUCCUGAGUCAUCUGGCCCAGAAGAACGACCUAUUAUAUGACAUCCUUAAUUGCCAGGUGCAUGGUAAUUUCCUGAACCUGUUCCAGUCCACACAGCCUGGGAACCUGCUAUUUGAGGUGCUAGUGUUUGCGGAGCGACUGAGUGAGGGUCGGAGUUCUCCCCAUUACCGAGCAGUGAACUGGCAGUACAAUGAACAAUCUUUGCAUGAAGCGCUCUUUGGGGAUGACUCCCGCCUGGCUGACCGGCUGCUGGCUCUGGUGAUUCAUCCUGAGGAAGAGGUGCAAAUUCAAGCCUGCAAGGUCAUUGUCAGCCUACAGUGCCCUCAGGACAUCGGCCACCGGCCCUCCUCGUGCCACGCAUCUUCUUCCCACUUUCAGGAAAGGGAAGACAAAAACCAAUAAAUGUCAUAUGGGAGAGAAAGAGAAAAAACCCAAAGAAAGUGGGGUGGGGGUGUGAACAUUGGAGAACAGGCAGCAUUUGUUCCAAUUCAGAGCUUGAAAGAACCUCUCAGAAGUCAUCUUGUCCGACCCCAGUCCCCAAGCCAUAACAACGAGUGUCAUCCCCCUAAACAUUUUCCUCAUUAGGAUGAAAUACAAAGAGCACUGGA